AUGAAGCUCUCACAAUCAAUCGCUUCAAUCCUGUCUUUGACAGCUCAGUUCGCUACGGCGGAGCUCAAAUGUCGCCCCGAAAGUCCUGUUCUCCCAAGACCAACAGCCCUCGCCAAGUCACCAAUCUUCCAAGCAGCCGCGGCCAACUUGACUGAAACUCUCAACGCAGCUCUCUCAGGCUCAAUCGCUGCAGGAUGGCCCAUAGAGAAUGUCUCGUUCUCACUUGCAGCCGUAGGCGCGGGUCAAGACGACCCUGGUGUGCCGAUAUGGGAGUACCAUCAUCUUGCAGCUGCCAACACAAAGGGUACCAAGAAGCUCGAUAGAGCUUCUCAGUAUCUCAUCGGAUCUAUAACAAAGGUGUUUACGGAUUAUGUGCUCCUAAAGAGCGGUAUGGAUCUUGAUGCGCCGGUUACAGAGUAUCUUCCGGAGCUUGAUGGGAAGUCCAAGAUUCAGUGGAGGGAUGUGAGUUUAAGGAUGCUGGCUUCGUACUUGGGUGGUACGCCAGCAAACUAUGGGUUCUCAGACUUUUACCUCCUAAAAGAAGUCUUCCUUGCAUAUGGUCUUCCGCCCAUUGAGGACGGCGACUAUCCACCAUGUGGUGUUGUAGGUCUCAACAAGGGUUGUACAGGACAAGAGAUUUUGUCAGGAAUGAAAGAGUCUUACCCCCAGACUGCUCCCAACGAGAGGCCAGCGUACUCAAACAUGGCCUUUGUCAUCCUUGGUAUGGCUCUUAAGGUGUAUACCGGUAAGACCUAUGCACAGUUACUUGAAGGAAUUGUUUCAGGUCCCCUGGAUAUGAACAAUACUUUUCCUUCGCCUGGCCAUGAUGAUAAGGCGGUAAUUCCGUCUGGGGAUAGCAGCUGGGGCUCGGACUACAAAUUGAACACUCCUGCAGGGGGGUUGGUCUCCUCUCUUGCUGAUCUCUCAAAGUUCUCACAUGCCUCGCUAUCAAGAACCUUGAACAUGACUUCAACGGAGAUCAACGGCUGGCUCAAGCCCAGUGCCUUUGCAGGUAAUGCAUACACCUUGACUGGCAUGCCUUGGGAAAUACUGCGUCUAUCAAGCCUCACGCCAGACCAUCCUCAUGCUGUUACUGUCUAUGGUAAGAGUGGCGGUGCGCAGAACUACAGAAGUCAACUCAGCUUUGUUGAUGACUACGGUCUGGCGAUCAUCAUCUUGACUGCUGGUCCGAUGAAGGCAGCGCCUAUUCUUACAAAUGCUAUGCUUUCGACUUUUGUUGCCGCUGCGGAUGAAGUAUCGCGUGAGCAGUCAAAGAGAUUUGAGCAGAGGUACAUGAGCGGCCAAGCCCACAGUGUUCUCAUUGAGGCAGCACUGGAGCAGGACGAGGACUCAUUAGUCCUCGCGUCGCUUCAUCGCAACAACACAGAUAUUCUCUCUAGUCUUACGGAUAUCUGGGGACUUACACUAGGCGAUUUUCUUCCAGAAGUUGGACCCAAGAUCCGAGUGUUUCCCAGUCAACUUCGUGAGAAUGCGACAUUGGAUGGGAAGCCUGUUGUGAAGGAGGUAUGGCAUUUGUGGCCUGACCUCAACUCGGGGUUUGAAACGGAUGUUCCUGGGAAUAAGAUUGAAGAGAUGAAUUGUGUCGGCUGGUCGAUUCAGGAUUGGGUUCAUUAUGGUGGUGAGUCUCUGGACAGAGUGUUGCUGUAUGUUGGCCCAUCAACAACCCUCGUCCUCGACAACGGCGCCUCCACCAUAAAAGCCGGCCUCAUCCACUCCUCCACGAUCCCCUCCGAACCCCGGAUCAUCCCCAACGUGAUCGCCCGCGACCGCACGCGCAAGAUCUACGUCGCAUCCGAGCUAGAAAAAUGUCGCGAUUUCGGCGAGAUACAGUUCAGACGGCCUGUUGAGAAGGGGUUUAUUGUCAAUUGGGAGGCGCAGAAGGAGAUUUGGGAUAGGGAGAUUUUCGAGAGGGAGGAGUUUGAGCCUAAGGAUGCGAGGUUGAUACUCGCUGAGCCGCCGAAUGGGCUGCCGAUUUUGCAGACGAAUUGUGAUCAGAUUGUUUUCGAGGAGUAUGGCUUUGCGAGUUACUAUCGGGGGAUAGGCUCGACGUUCAAUGCGUAUCAUGAUGUGCAGAAUAUCUUUCGAACGCCGCAAGAGGCUCCUACGGUCGCUAACACUCCCGCCGAAGCCGUCAUGGUCAUCGAUUCCGGAUAUUCGCAUACAACCAUUACACCAGUCCUUCGCGGCCAACCAUUACAAUCUGCGAUCAAACGACUAGAUGUCGGCGGCAAGGUUUUGACAAACUACCUCACACGAUUGAUCUCUCUGCGACACUUCGAUAUGCGUAACGACACAUACAUCGUCAACGAGAUGAAAGAAAUAUCAUGCUACGUCUCCGCCGAUUUCAAAGCCGAUCUCGAAAAGUCAUGGAAGGGAACGAGAGGCGAACGUCGACCAGAUUAUUUGUCCGGCGGCGGUAUUGCCAAGGACUACAUUCUUCCUGAUUUCCACACCCGCUUUAAAGGAACUCUCGUCGACUACGACCCCGCGCGACACUCCAAAUCCCGAAAACUAGCAGCCCAGUCCGAAGAAGACGCUCUCACGCUACGCAACGAGCGUUUCACCGUCCCCGAAAUCCUCUUCAACCCUUCAGACGCUGGGAUCCGACAACCCGGUCUCGCAGACCUCGUGUACGAAUCCCUACAAGAACUGCCCAUUGGUCUCUGGCCUGCUCUACUAGCCAACAUUAUCGUUGUUGGUGGAAACACGCAUUUUGAUGGGUUUAUUCAGCGGCUGCAGAAGGAGGUUGUGCAGAGGGUGCCGGAUGAUUGUAUCGUUAGGGUUGCGAGGCCUGCGGAUCCGGUUACGCAUACUUGGUUUGGGGGUGCGAAUCUGGCGUGUCAUACGAAUAUUGAGAGGUUGGCUGUUACGAAGGCGGAGUAUGAGGAGCAUGGUGCUUCGUGGGUUGCGAAGAAGUUUGCUGCUGGGUUGGGGACUUGA
Molecule: messenger RNA, 2961 nt
Organism: Fusarium oxysporum Fo47
Lineage: Eukaryota; Fungi; Ascomycota; Sordariomycetes; Hypocreales; Nectriaceae
Product: beta-lactamase family protein
Exons: 6
Coding region: 1-2961 (986 amino acids)
Cellular component (GO): Swr1 complex
Molecular function (GO): nucleosome binding
Source: RefSeq, a predicted model, not a curated record